This is a messenger RNA of Panicum hallii, 2167 nucleotides long. Its product is annotated as ankyrin repeat-containing protein At5g02620-like. Gene Ontology annotation, molecular function: protein phosphatase 1 binding; protein phosphatase regulator activity. The coding region runs from base 128 to 2149 and encodes 673 amino acids. Gene Ontology annotation, cellular component: plasma membrane. The record is from RefSeq and is a predicted model, not a curated record. NCBI's taxonomy places the organism in Eukaryota, Viridiplantae, Streptophyta, Magnoliopsida, Poales, Poaceae. The transcript is spliced from 3 exons.
GACCCCAGCACAACGACUCUGCUUCAAAACACACCUGCACAGAGCAGCCAAGAAAGCAGAGCAAGCAAGAAACUCCCAAGCAAGUUCCUAGCAGCUUUGCAGCUCAGCCCUCAGCUGCUCACCAAUCAUGGCGGAAGCUCUUUCUGCACCGGGGGCAUUCGGGCCGGAGCAGAUGACGCUGAGCACGGAGCUGCUGCAAGCGCUGACCGCCGGCGACAAGGUUCGGUUGGUCGACAUGCUUAGCGACGAUGCGCGGACUGCAAGCCACGUCGCUAUAGAAGUCAACGGUGCUGGCGCGUCGCCGGGCGCCGUUUCGCCGCCGCGGGUGGGAACGAGCUGCCGCCUCCUCGGCGUGGCGAGCAACGGCAACACGGCGCUGCACCUUGUCGCCAGCCGCGGCCACGCCGAGCUCGCGGCGCUCAUCUGCGAGAAGGCGCCCUCGCUCGUCGCCGCGCGGAACAUGUGCCUCGACACGCCGCUGCACUGCGCCGCGAGGGCCGGGCACCGUGAGGUGGCGGAGUGCCUCCUGUCGGCGAUGCGCGCCGGCGGAGCGGAGGAGGCCGCGGCGCUGCGGGCCAGGAACCGGCAGGGCGCCACCUCCUUGUACGAAGCCGUCCGGCACGGCUGUGCCGGGGUUGUGGACGCCUUCAUGACUGCGUCGCCCGAGCUAGCCUCGGUGACAAACGAUGAUGGUGUCUCGGUGCUGUACUUGGCGGUGACCCUAGAAUCGCGUCGGAUGGUGAGGGCGCUGCUACGCCGGUCACCUGACGGUGCACCGUCCCCAGCGUCAUUUACUGGACCGGAGGGUCGAACAGCUAUGCAUGUCGCGGCUGCCUGCUGCAAAGAAGUGGUAAUGGACAUAUUGGCCUGGAAGCCAGAGGGUCCAACCUUGCUGACAAAAGUUGAUUCGUCGGGGAAAAGCCCGCUCCAUUUCGCUGUACUGCAUUACAACCUCGAUGCUGUCGAGCUACUCCUAAAUGUUGAAGCUUCCCUGGUUCGAAUCUCUGACAAGGAUGGUUUAUAUCCGCUGCAUGCUGCUGCUAUGGUUGGGUCGACAAGGAUUAUCGAUGAGCUCAUAACAAAAUGUCACGACUACUACGAAAUGGUUGAUGAUAAAGGAAGAAACUUUCUACACUGUGCUGUUGAGCAUGCCCGUGACAAGGUGGUUGACCACAUUUGCCGAAAUGACAAGUUCGACAUGCUGUUGAAUGCGACCGACGACGAAGGAAAUACCCCACUACAUUUAGCUGUCAAACAUGGUCAUCCACGAAUAGUCACUUUAUUACUGCAGACAAUGAGUGUCAAAACAUGCAUUAUCAAUAAGAAUGGACUGACUGUUCUUGAUCUUGCUCACGAGGAGGUGCUCUCUGGUUCAAACUACUUCCUGGAUCCACAUAUGAUCGUGUUCAAUUGUUUGUGCUCGUCGGAACCAAACUUAUACACUGUCGAAGGAAUUCAGCUUCUUCGUGUGAAGGACCGCCCCGCUACUGAGACUGAAGCAUCGAUGAAAGAAGAUGGCAUGACCAAAACAGGAACCAUUGCAUCUGUUCUGAUCGCCACCGUGGCGUUUGCGGCAGCUUUCACUGUGCCGGGGGGGUUUAUCGCCGAUGAUCACCCCAACGCAGGUACAGCCAUACUGGCAAGAAAAUUUGCAUUCAGGGCAUUUGUCGUUUCAGACACCAUGGCCUUUGUCUGCUCCAUCGUAGCAACCUCCUUCCACAUCUAUGGUGGUGCAUGGGAGAUACCACCCAACCAUCGGAGUCGCUACAACAGACUGGCAUCUGGGCUGGUGCCAGUGGGGGUGCAGUUCAUGGUUGCGGCCUUCGCAUUCGGGCUUCACCUCGUGCUAGGUGCAGCCGAUCUGGGGCUCAUAAUCCUCGUGUACAUUGUGUCUUCAGCUUCAGUCCUUUUCUGCUUCCCAAGCAUCUGGGUCCCUCUACAUCUUGGGGUUGGAAAAGCGAUAUGGAGGCGAGCUGGAUGGAGAGGGCUUGCAGACAUGCACUACAGCCCAUCAAAUCUGCGGGACCUCUUCGAUUGUUUCAUCUAUAGCUUUCUGUUCCAAAAUAUUAGGAGGCCGUUUUUUGCAGUACUCAUAUGUGCCAUGUUCAUCGUCGCCAUCGUGUUGGAGAUAACUUUGCCAAACUACUAAGGGUCCUCAAUUAAUUUA